Messenger RNA from Ctenopharyngodon idella (grass carp), 4682 nucleotides. RefSeq names its product retinoid X receptor, alpha a (gene rxraa). Gene Ontology annotation, molecular function: nuclear receptor activity; retinoic acid-responsive element binding; zinc ion binding. The record is from RefSeq and is a predicted model, not a curated record. Gene Ontology annotation, biological process: response to retinoic acid; negative regulation of transcription by RNA polymerase II; retinoic acid receptor signaling pathway. The coding region runs from base 233 to 1735 and encodes 500 amino acids. Gene Ontology annotation, cellular component: RNA polymerase II transcription regulator complex; nucleus. The transcript has 11 exons. NCBI's taxonomy places the organism in Eukaryota, Metazoa, Chordata, Actinopteri, Cypriniformes, Xenocyprididae.
UCAGUGGGAGUCCCCUUCACUGGGUCCCUUUGCAGUAGUGUGGACUGGAGAGUUGUAGACAGAGCCGAGCAGAAGCGUGAACAAACAGAAGUAGUGCCAUAAAGUGAACAUUUGACACUAUCGCGAAGCUUUUCACUUUUACCGCGUGGAUCCGUCUUGUACUGUCAUCAGAGAGGGACGCCGACAGCUUACAACGCGCGCUCGUCAGCUGGCAUGAGCUAACCCACCAGACAUGGAAACCAAACCUUUCUUGUCAUUGGGGUUCCUGAAGCCCCAGUGCUCGAUACCACCGCCACCUCAGAGAGGACGAGCAGAAGCAUGUACGUGUUUCAGCGGAAUGUGUGCUCUUCAUCAGCGCAGACUUUCUACAGACUCCUCCGGACAUGUGACGUCCUCUCCUCUCAGCUCGCCCACGUCCCACCGGGGGAUGCAUCCGUCACUGCUCAGCCCAACAUCUUUAGGCCCCUCGGGGUCCCUGCACUCCCCUAUCAGCACUCUGAGCUCGCCCAUGAACGGCCUGGGCUCUCCCUUCUCUGUCAUCAGCUCGCCCAUGGGGCCACAUUCCAUGGGGUCACCAGGGAUGGGCUACGGCCCCAGCGUCAGCCCACAGCUGAACUCGCCCAUGAACUCUGUCAGCAGCUCAGAAGAUAUCAAGCCGCCCCUGGGCAUCAACGGUGUGAUGAAGGUGCCAGCCCAGCCCUCAGGCACCCCCCUCUCCCUCACCAAACACAUCUGUGCCAUCUGCGGCGACCGCUCCUCAGGUAAACACUAUGGUGUGUACAGCUGCGAGGGAUGCAAGGGUUUCUUCAAGAGGACUGUGCGUAAGGACCUGACCUACACUUGUCGAGACAACAAGGACUGUAUUAUAGACAAACGCCAGCGCAACCGCUGCCAGUACUGCCGAUAUCAGAAGUGUUUGGCCAUGGGCAUGAAGAGAGAAGUAUUGUUACAUACAGCCGUCCAGGAGGAGCGCCAGCGAGCCAAGGACCGCAACGAGAAUGAGGUGGAGUCGACCAGCAGCGCAAAUGAAGACAUGCCUGUGGAGAAGAUCCUGGAGGCCGAGCUUGCCGUGGAGCCCAAAACGGAGACUUACAUUGAGACCAACGUACCUAUGCCCUCAAAUUCACCCAAUGAUCCAGUCACAAACAUCUGUCAGGCCGCAGACAAGCAGCUCUUCACUCUAGUGGAAUGGGCCAAGAGGAUUCCGCAUUUUUCAGAGCUCCCGCUGGACGACCAGGUCAUUCUUUUACGAGCAGGAUGGAAUGAGCUCCUUAUUGCUUCAUUUUCACAUCGCUCGAUAGCAGUGAAGGACGGGAUACUGUUGGCCACAGGAUUACACGUGCACCGGAACAGCGCCCACAGUGCCGGAGUAGGAGCCAUAUUUGACAGGGUGCUGACGGAGUUGGUGUCAAAGAUGAGAGACAUGCAGAUGGAUAAAACAGAGCUAGGGUGCCUUCGAGCCAUUGUCCUUUUCAACCCAGACUCCAAAGGCCUGUCGAACCCUGGUGAGGUGGAGGCGCUGAGAGAGAAAGUCUAUGCCUCUCUGGAAGCCUACUGCAAACAGAAGUACCCUGAACAACCUGGCAGGUUCGCUAAGCUGUUGCUGCGGCUCCCUGCCUUGCGUUCCAUUGGACUGAAGUGUUUGGAGCAUCUGUUCUUCUUCAAGCUCAUCGGGGACACACCCAUCGACACCUUCCUCAUGGAGAUGCUAGAGGCGCCCCACCAAAUGACAUAAUGACACAACGCCCGCCUGUCGCCGGGGGUAAAAGGGUCUACCACCCCAAAGGCCCCUGAACACAUGACAGCAUUUGCCAGAGCAGAGGGACUUUCAGAACCACCGCUCAACUCAGCGUUUCCAAUACACAGUCAUGGUGUUAAUGGGUCUGUUUUAUACUUUGUAUAAAGAUAUAAAUAUAUAUAUAUUACACAUAAAGAAAAAAAAAGACGACAAUGGACUUGAAGCCCACAGACAACAGUGGACACCGGUGUAUCAAACUAUCCUUCAAUGGAUAUAUAUGAAAAAAAAAAGAAUAUAUUUGAUCGAGUAAUUGCAGGAAAGUCUUGCGCAAGAUGGUGUAUGUUGGAAUAUAAUGGGUCUUAUGGGAGGGAUCCAGGGCUGUAAUCAGCCUCAUGUGGCUGAUGGAUGGGCCGACUUUAGCAGUCUUGCAUUCGGGAUUGAGGCUGGGCUGGCGUGUCUGGGCGCAUAAAGACUUAUGGGAGAUGAUAAUGAUGGCAAUGUGGGUAAUGAUCUGGGUUUCUAACACAAACAUUGUGUUUUCAGCCCCUGGUGGGAGUUUUUGCGAUUACAAUCCUGCUGCAAUUGCCAUUUUUCCCUCAAGCGGGCUGUUCCUGAUAGAAUGUUCCUGUAAUUACUGUCAUUUAAAAAGUGAGGAACCAAGGGAGGAAUCACAGGCCGCAUUCGUUCUCCCAGCUCACCCCCAGCGUCAUCAGUGGUGGGUAGGAGACACAAUAAGGAUGUAACUUCAGGAUCAGAAAGGAAGGGAUGCCCGAGGUCGCUGUGAGUAGAUCCCAGCAUCUAAUGAGCCACUCGGAGUUUUGGAUUAUGGUCAUUCACACUUUUUCAUUAUGCACUCUAAACAUGAGCUUUUAAAAAUCCAAUCUGCCUGUUCUCAGAGCUCAUGAUGCUGAAACGUGAACAAUGUAAACAAAGGACGCCUAUUGUGGACAUCCAGCCACCUAUUAGUCGCCCACAUGUCCCACUGUGCGUCUCGUCUGUCUGUAUACUAAUUCACCUCAAGUGAUUUUCUGAACUUGUUCGACACUUGUACAGUUUAUUACAACCAAUUCAGUAUUGGUAUCGUUUAUUAUUUUUUUUUUUUUUGAAUGAUUUUUCAAAACGUGUGCCGUUACCUCUCUUUCAGUCACUUUUACCAAGGUAUAUCGAGUCCUUUGUGUCGCCCAUCUCCUCCUGUGUCAGUCAUUUGCACCAGCCGUCUCAUGCAGUCAAGUCUUGCAAGUGUGCGUUAUCAUUAGGAUGUUUCUAAGCACUUAACCUCAUGUUUAAGAUGUUGUGUUGUUUUGAGAGAAUGGAGGUUUGGGGGCCUUUUAUUUUUUUAAGGUAUCAUCUGUUUUUGGGGUUUGUAAUUUGCCGUCUUCAGCAUUUUCUUCUUUUUUUCUGUAUGCUGCUGCUGCUGCUGCUGCUAAACUAUGCAUUUAGCAUUUCCCCCCCCCAAAGACUGUCCAUAGUGAGGGUGAUUUUCAAAUUCUGGCAAUGAAAGACCACAUGUGAACAAGGUUAGACCGCCAGGCCCAAGAUUCGGGUCUCCAGCAGUUCGUAGAGAGAUAUUGGGGGGUUUUCAUAGACGAGAGUGGAGCAGUACUGGUAGGGAAUACUGAGGCAAUGGGAGAGCUGAGACUUCCACCUAGUGGUGGAGAUGCAGCACUGCAACAUUACUUGAAUUUUGUACAAGUAUUUAAUCAGAGAAAAAAUGGCACUUUUACGUGAUAUUAUCAAUGUUUGUUUUUGUUUGAGUGCAGUCUUACAAGGGUCUUCAGCAAUAGCAUGAUUUUAGAUCACUCAAGAUGGUUUAUCUAGAGUGAAGUCGAACCAACUUCAGUCAGUACUGUUUAUUAGGACGCCUCUCUACAAUUACUUACCCUCGUUUUAUGUUGGUUUUUUUUUUUUUUUUUUUUUUUUGUGGCUUCACCAGACUUUUUAAUAGAUAAAUAUUUUGGAUCACCAGUAUCUUGAAGCCAUAUGCAGGUUUGUGAGAUCAAAAUGAAAAACUUUCUCCUGUAGGAAAUGGAGUAAUGCAGAAGUGAUAAACUAGAUAGAAUUAAUACAUACGCAAAUGCUUUAUAACAUAAAGCUAUAUUUUGUCUAUAUGUAAAUGUGUGUAUAUUUCUAAAUAUGAAAGUAUAUAAAUCCAUUCUUUAAAUGUUUCCAGACAAUGUUAGUAAGGGAGCGAAUCGUUUUUCUUAAAUUGACUAAAACCAGGCCUAAUUGCACUGUUAUAUUCUCAGAUGCUAGAAAUGUUUUAAUUGCUGAAGCUUAUGUGUUCAGCCUUGAAUAACACAUACAUAAAAAUAAAUAAAUAAAGCAAAGAAAACAGAAAAUUUUAGACUAAUACCAGCAGUUCAAGAGCCCUAAGAAAAGAUCAUACACCAGCUCCUUGGUAGAUGAAUUAAAUUUUGUUCACAAAACCUCAAAUGUCUGGAAUGAAAAGAUCUAAGGAAACCUAUUGUUUAGCCACUUGUUCCCUGUUUAAACGAGUGAGGAUAAACUUUGACCCUGACAGUCACAGCUUCAGUCAUCACAGAGACUUUAAAAAAAAAAAAAAAAAAAAAUCUUUGAAAAUUAUAGGGGGGAAAAAUCUAUUUUUGUACAAAUGUAAUUUUAUCCCUUGCUUAUAUAUCCUCCCUUCCUUUCCUCUUUCUGUGGGCUGUUGUAUACAUUGUGUAAAUGUUGAUUUGAAGUGGGAAAAUUCAAAUCGGAGCAUUUGAAAGGGAGUGUGUAAAGGGUGACGUCAACUCUGACACCUUCACCAUUUUCACCUCUACUUUGCCUUUUGGUUUCCUUCUUUUGCCAUCUCAAAGAGAAGGAUUGUCCUCUCAUCAUAUUUUGUCUUAUUUUUAAGGAAAUUAAAAAAGUCAUCUGUUCUACUUUGUGAGUUCUUUGAUGUUUUGUCUUUCAAUCAAAUUAAACGUCUAAUUAAAAAUGA